Molecule: messenger RNA, 5635 nt
Organism: Thunnus maccoyii (southern bluefin tuna)
Lineage: Eukaryota; Metazoa; Chordata; Actinopteri; Scombriformes; Scombridae
Gene: gldc
Product: glycine dehydrogenase (decarboxylating)
Exons: 25
Coding region: 1519-4620 (1033 amino acids)
Biological process (GO): glycine decarboxylation via glycine cleavage system
Cellular component (GO): mitochondrion; glycine cleavage complex
Molecular function (GO): pyridoxal phosphate binding; glycine dehydrogenase (decarboxylating) activity; lyase activity
Source: RefSeq, a predicted model, not a curated record
AAUUUAUGUUUAUUAAGAGGAAUCAUGCUUUGCUAGAAAUAAAACUGGCCUUCAUUUCAGUCUGCAGAAGUGGACUUUAACACCGACAAACAUUAUAUAACACUGUUACAAUUAUCAAACAUCAUGUAUUGUCACAUUAUCAGUGUCUGACUGUUUGGCUCAAUUAAAUUAGCCUUUGUUCAAUUUUGGGGGAACUGAUGAUGAAUGUAACACACACACACAGUAACAUGCACAUGAAAUUCAGUCUUGACCUGGUUUCUCAAAUGACCCCAUAAGCUGCUUUUUGGAAAAACAAAACAAAACAAACAAACAAUACCCCGUCUCAGACAUAUGCUGUUACAGGUAUUUCAGGCCACAUCUGAGCUUCAGAUGCUUGUCGGAUGUGUCAGAACUUGUGACAGUUUCAUAUCUUGUGUGGGAAAACUGCAACCAGAUAAACAAAAAUGCAAAUAGCUCUUCAUUUGCCUUCUGCUAGAGAAAAUAAUAUUCGUUUGCCAUGAUACAGACCACGUUGAAAUAGUUUGAUACCAGGUUUCUGGUACUAUAGACACACUGCAAUGUUAAAUACACAGUCCAUCAGUGCAGCUAUGGAUACGUUAGUGUUCCCUCUGUAGCCGCUCAGUGUUUGGACACAUGCCUCCCUGAACUGUGUUGAUCCUAAAAUGCAUCUUGAUACCCGCAUCCAGUGCUGCCUACUCACAAUCAGAUCACCCAUGAUGCAUUUUUGAAAUGCGGUUUGUCCUCAUGUUGACUGACUGACUCUGAUGUGCUUUCCAGAUAAUUCUGCAAGGGGCAGGUCUCCUUUGAAAUCAACCGUUGGCCUCUUUUAAUCCCUUUAUGUUAGUCAUGGCUUUGCAAUUUUAAAAUGGAGUAUAAAUAACGGAAGUAGCAAGUAAAAACGAGUUUACUUGCACCUACAUGACUCACCAGCGUGUCACUAGUUUGUCGUUAUGAUGGCAUUAUAAUGAUUUCAAGACAAGUUUUUAUCCAGUACAUUACUGUUUUGCACCCUAUCACUCUAGUUAAUUAAACUAUAUCACUUUAUUGGGUAUAUAUGUAGGUAAAUGCCUGAGCUUAAUUGUUAGACAGCAUUUUACCCUCUUGCACUCACACAUUAUCUCUGAGCAGAUCUUGUCUGUCAUUAAAGUCUGUGAGGGCUCAGUGUUCAGGGCGGACUUUGAAAUUGAGCCUUGCUCCUGAAAUAUAUCUCCAGAGUGAUACAUCUGUAUUUCCUUUCCUAUCCUCUGUCGGUGGUCGGUGGGCACGUGAGAAAGUUAAGCAGCUGUUUGACCGGGGCUCGUCACUGCGUCACGCAGCAUCUCCGCCCUGAUUGGCUCGCUCUUGUGCAACUGUGCAGUUGUAUAAACUCUGCAGUUUGAAGGAGUUGGCAGAGUCACCUGCAGGGAUCGCAUCCGCAUCAGUGGGGGGAAACUCUUGCUGAGCGAGGGGAGGUUUAAAAAAAAAAAAAAAGAGGCUUCACCCGGUUUCUGCGGACUUGUCUUGAGAAGUGAUUUAGAGAUGCAGAGCUGCGCCAAAUCCUGGGGGAUCUUCCUGGCCAAGUCGGUGAGUCCCAGCGCACCGUGCAGGCGUCUGAGUGACAAGAGCCGCGUGGUUUGGAAACUUCAGUGCAGGAUCCGAAACAGCGGGGCAUCCCUGACCCCCUCAGCAGCAGCAGCAACCCGGGGUCUGAGGACGUCUGCAGCCGCCACCUCCAGACAGAUCGAGAGAAUAUUACCCAGACAUGAUGACUUUGCAGAGAGGCACAUUGGUCCAGGUGAGAGGGAGAAGAGAGAAAUGCUGGAUGCUCUGGGACUCGAGUCGAUCGACCAGUUGAUCGAAAACACAGUUCCAUCCUCCAUCCGUAUGCAGCGGAGUAUGAAAAUGGAUGAUCCAGUCUGUGAGAAUGAGGUUCUGGAGUCUCUACAGAAGAUUGCAUCAGAGAACAAGGUAUGGAGGUCCUACAUUGGCAUGGGCUACUACAACUGCUCAGUACCGCCGCCCAUCCAGCGUAAUCUCCUGGAGAAUGCAGGCUGGGUGACUCAGUAUACACCCUACCAGCCCGAGGUCUCUCAGGGUCGCCUGGAGUCUCUUCUCAACUACCAGACCAUGAUCGGUGACAUCACUGGCCUGCCUGUGGCCAAUGCCUCCCUGCUUGAUGAGGGAACGGCCGCCGCUGAGGCCAUGCAGCUCUGCCACAGACAGAACAAAAGAAGAACCUUCUAUGUUGACCCACGUUGCCACCCUCAAACCAUUGCUGUGGUGCAGACCAGGGCCAACUACAUUGGGGUAAAAACGGUGCUGAAGCUGCCUCAUGAGAUGGACUUCAGUGGGAAGGACGUGAGCGGUGUGCUCUUCCAGUACCCAGACACUGAUGGCAGGGUGGAAGACUUUACUGCCCUUGUAGACCGCGCACACAAGGGAGGGGCCCUGGUUUGUUGUGCCACAGAUCUGUUGGCUCUCUGUGUGCUGCGUCCCCCUGGAGAGUUUGGGGUCGAUAUUGCACUGGGCAGCUCCCAGAGGUUUGGGGUUCCUCUCUGCUACGGUGGUCCCCACGCUGCCUUCUUCGCUGUUAAAGACAACCUGGUCCGAAUGAUGCCUGGCAGAAUGGUUGGAGUCACCAGGGACGCCGCCGGUAAAGAAGUGUAUCGGCUUGCACUGCAGACCAGAGAGCAGCACAUCCGCAGAGACAAAGCAACCAGCAACAUCUGCACUGCUCAGGCUCUGCUGGCCAACAUGGCUGCUAUGUAUGCACUGUAUCACGGUCCCCAAGGACUCAAACACAUCGCUGAGAGGACGCACAAUGCUGCUCUGAUCCUUGCCGAAGGUCUGAAGAGAGCAGGACACAGGCUGCACAGCGAGAUGUUCUUCGACACUCUGAAAAUCAACUGUAGCGUGGCGGCCAAAGACAUCUUGGAGAGAGCCGUGCAGAGGCAGAUAAACCUGAGAGUCUACACUGAGGGAGUGUUGGGUAUCUCUCUGGAUGAGACUGUGACUGAGAGGGACUUAGAUGACUUGCUUUGGGUCUUUGGAUGUGAAUCCUCAGCUGAGCUGAUUGCUGAAAAGAUGGGCGAGCGGGUGAAAGGGAUCAUGGGAAGUCCAUUCAAGAGGACGAGCAAGUACCUCACACACCAGGUCUUCAACAGCUACCACUCUGAGACCAACAUCGUGCGAUACAUGAAGCGCCUGGAGAACAAGGACAUCUCCCUGGUGCACAGCAUGAUCCCGCUGGGCUCCUGCACCAUGAAGCUAAACAGUUCUUCAGAGCUCAUGCCCAUCACCUGGAGGGAGUUUUCCAACAUCCACCCUUUCGUGCCUCUGGAUCAGGCAGAGGGCUACCAGAAGCUCUUCAGACAGCUGGAGAGGGACCUCUGUGAGGUGACGGGCUAUGACAAGAUCUCCUUCCAGCCCAACAGUGGUGCUCAGGGAGAAUACGCUGGCCUGGCAGCCAUAAAAGCCUACCUGAACUCAAAGGGAGAGAGCUCCAGAAGUGUCUGUUUGAUCCCCAAGUCAGCCCACGGCACCAACCCAGCCAGUGCUCAGAUGGCCGGCAUGAAGGUGCAGGUGGUGGAAGUGGACAAAGAUGGCAACAUCGACCUGGCGCACCUCAAGGCUCUGGUGGAUAAACACAAGGCGAGUCUGGCAGCCAUGAUGAUCACCUACCCCUCCACCUUUGGUGUGUUUGAAGAGCAAAUCGGAGACGUAUGUGAGCUUAUUCACCAGAACGGUGGCCAGGUUUACCUAGAUGGGGCCAACAUGAACGCCCAGGUGGGUUUGUGUCGUCCUGGGGAUUACGGCUCUGACGUGUCUCAUCUCAACCUGCACAAGACCUUCUGCAUCCCUCAUGGUGGAGGAGGACCCGGCAUGGGGCCGAUCGGAGUGAAAGCCCAUCUUGCCCCCUUCCUGCCGAGCCACCCGGUGGUUCCCAUGCAGUCGGUCAAUGCCAGCAGCUCGCUCGGCACCAUCAGCGCCGCCCCCUGGGGCUCCAGCGCCAUCCUGCCAAUCUCCUGGGCUUACAUCAAGAUGAUGGGAUCAAAGGGACUGCUUCACGCUACAGAGGUGGCCAUCCUCAAUGCCAACUACAUGGCCAAGAGGCUGGAAGGUCACUAUAAGAUCCUCUUCAAAGGCAGGAAAGGUUUCGUAGCGCACGAGUUCAUUGUGGACGUGAGGCCAUUCAAGAAGACGGCCAAUAUUGAGGCUGUGGAUGUGGCCAAGAGGCUGCAAGAUUACGGUUUCCAUGCACCCACAAUGUCAUGGCCCGUGGCUGGAACACUCAUGAUCGAGCCCACGGAGUCGGAGGACAAGGCUGAGAUGGACCGGUUCUGUGACGCCCUGCUCGGCAUCCGACAGGAGAUCGCAGACAUCGAGGCGGGACGGAUGGACUCCCGUGUCAACCCGCUGAAGAUGGCCCCUCACUCUCUGGCCUGCAUCUCCUCCUCCACCUGGGACAGACCCUACUCCAGAGAGUUUGCAGCUUUCCCCCUGCCCUUCAUCAGGCCCGAGACCAAAUUCUGGCCGACCAUCUCCAGGAUCGACGACAUCUAUGGCGACCAGCACCUGGUGUGCACCUGCCCACCCAUGGAGGUCUACGAGUCUCCGUACGAGGAGAGAGCCUCCUCAUAGAUGCUCUUUGCGGCCCGGUCCCAUUGUCCGGCCUAAGCUUAAAGCGGUGAACCCUCACUGACUUUAAAACACCCGUCUGCUCAGAGAAAAUGUGAGCGCAGGAGGCUGCAAGGACUCAGAGGGCUACUGUGAAAUCAUGUUCGCUGGAGCAGAAGCAAUGUUCGAUUUUUCAGAUGUAGUUUAAUAAAACUGAGUGAUUGUUGCUCACUUUUCUGGUAUAAUAGGGAUUUCAGAUUUCCCCGGUCAUCCAUGUUUUUAACAUUAGCGAACUGUGGUUAAUUCCCUGAAGUGUUGCUGAAUGUGUGCCUAAAUUUAGGAAUCGUCAAGCGCUCACUGGUUUCACAGGACAGCCCUGAUUGAACUCUUGCUGCCUCAUCAUGAACAGAUGUCCAAGUCUUUGAGGCGGACAUUGGGACCAGGCCUCUGUCUGAUCAAACCCUUUGUGGUUUUUCCUACUCGAACUCUUCCAAAUGGACCAAAGGUGCAACUUUUGCUUUUAAUAAGUGCACCCUUCGACACCGAGGCCGCUCCAUAACACACUGUACUUUGAGCUGAUUACAGCUACUUCUUCUAUACUUUUUGACUUCCAACAUCUAUAAAAAAUACCCUUGGUGCCUCUAUUCUGUUUUGUAAAAUAGCUGCCUUUUGUUUUUGUUUUUUUCUCAAAAUACCUGACAAAACAUAGCAGUUAGUUCUCUUGUAGGCUUUUGUUAAUAUGCAUCUAUUGUAUGAAAAUGUUUUAAUGUGUUGUGACAUUUGUUGACCACAUAGAUAGUCUUAAUGUUAAUUUUAAAUGAAAUAUUUUCUAAUCUAAAGUGUUUUGUCUGUAGAGAAAAAAAAAGUCUGUAUUAAACAUUUUUGUCUUUAAGCGAGUUCAUGUUGUGUAUCAAUAAGUACAGUUUGGGAUUUUAAGUUUUCAUAUUUCAGGCAACACUGCCGCCUGGUGGUGACCAGUGGAACACCAAGAUCACCAGAUGUUCACUUUCUAAUGACUUGAGCUGAAACAAUUCGUCCA